Messenger RNA from Knipowitschia caucasica, 2988 nucleotides. NCBI's taxonomy places the organism in Eukaryota, Metazoa, Chordata, Actinopteri, Gobiiformes, Gobiidae. The record is from the annotation of a GenBank genome assembly.
AUGGCCGCCGCAGAUCCAGCAGGCUCUCUAGCUUUCCCUUUUGAUUCCAAGAUGUCUGACGAUGAGGGGAAUCAAUCCAAGUUUAUGCGCAAAGCCAAGGAGAACCCGUUUGUUCCUGUGGGCAUCACUGGGUUGAUUGGCAUCGUGGCGUACCAGCUGAUGAGGAUGAAACAUCGCGGGAACACAAAGAUGUCGGUUCACCUCAUCCACAUGCGAGUGGGCGCUCAGGGCUUCGUGGUCGGCGCUAUCACCAUGGGUGUAAUAUACUCAAUGUACCGAGACUACAUUGCAAGUCCCAGUGAAGACAAGAAGAACAAAGCGUUGCUAGGAUACAGCAGAGACGCGGUGUUGCCUCCCGUGGAUCUGCUGCAGCCCAUGGAUGACCACAGUGCCCUCAGUGAACUGCAGCGGCAGUUUGAGAUCCUACGGAGUCAACAAGAGAAAAGACAACUGGACCUGAAGAAGGAUCCUCUGCGGCCGACUAAAGACUUGGACCUGUCUAAACAAAGUCUUCCCAAUGACUCUGCAGAGGCGAGAUUAAAGAACGAAAAUGAGAUACUGCUGGACCAGCUCCGGGCGCUCAAAGACGAGAACGGAAAACUGCUAAAGCUGGUGAGCGAGAAAGACUUUGAAAUGAAACACAUCCAGAAGAAACGAGAGGAGGAGCGGCUGGCUUUCACCGGCAAGGCGGGGCUGGCCGGGGACGUAGCUGCGACCAAGAUCGUGGAGCUGUCCAAGAAAAACAGGGAGCUGACGGCUGAAAUGGAGCGCGAGAGGAUCAAGUCCAAACAGAAGAGUAAUGCCAUCAGAGAGCUGGAGAAAGAGUUGCAAAGUGCGUUGAUAAACCCUGGGAGUGUGAAGUCUCAGUCUGUCAAGGAUUCAGAGGAGCUGGAAAAUCCACUGGUGAAAUCUCUUCAGGACAAACUGGCCGCUGCUCACCUCAAAGUCUCUGAAUAUCGCAACCAGGUCCAGUCCGUCAGGCAGGAGCUGAGGAUGGCCCAGAAGGUUGUGUGCAGCGAACUGGGAGAGGAGGUCAACCUGCAGCAGUUACUCAGCAGUCCUGGGGGCUUCAGGGGCCGGGCGCAGCAGAUCCUGGCUCUACAGACCAGGGUCCGUGAUCUGGAGCAGCAGCUGAACCAGUCCACACAGCGCAGAAACCCCAGCCUCCAGAGUCUGGACGAGCCCGACUCGUUGAAAAAGACGCCCCCACAAGACCGAAACCUGAACUACAUCCGCUCCAUUGAGAAAGAGAAACGCGAGAUGUUUGAGAGAAUCUCAGCCGACUACGAGGCUCUCAUGAAGGACCAUGAGGAGGUGAAGAAAAAAAUGGAGGCCUCGAAAGCUCGCAACAAGUCUUUGUCUUCUGAGCUGAAAAGCCUCAAAAGUCAGAUUUCCACUCUGCUGGACAAGGGGAAGCACGACGAUGAACUAGUGGAUGCUCUCCUGAAGCAGCAGGCUCAGAUGCAGGACGUACUGAAGCGCCUGAGUCUCCAGCAGCAGAGGGGUCAGGACACGGAGUCGGCCUCCUUGUCUCCCCCCCAGGCCUCCCCCCUCACAGCCUCACCCCAGUCCCCCUCCCAGGUGCACAAGCUCCGGCAGGUGGUGGCGGAGAAGGACGCGCACAUCCAGCAGCUCCAGAGGCAACUGCAGCAGCUUCAGGAUGAAGUGAUGUCCAGCCAGUCAACUAUCUCCAGUACACAACUUUCUCCAGAAGAGGGCGACUUCUACAAGCAAACAGCCUCUUCCAUAUCUGUGUCUAAAUUUGGUCAUAAACUGGUUUUGCCCGCGGUGGGGAGCAGUAUGGAGUUCAAGGAGGCGGAGAUGAAGUGGAGGUCUGCGAAGGAGGCCGGACAGAGGCUCAGCGGGGCAGAGGAGGCGACAAAAUUACACCCAGAGAAAAAAACGCAGUACUUCUUCCAGGACCUGUGGGGGAUUGGUGUAAACGCGCCACAAGACAAAAAUAUCAAGCGUUUUUUGCAGGAGAUGAAGAAGCCCCUGUGUGUGGAGCUACAAAAACCAACUUGUUUUCUACGUAGCUCCAAAAGGGACGUCUACUCUACAGUCUACAGUCUGCUCUACAGUCUGCUCUACAGUCUGCUCUACAGUCUACUCUACAGUCUACUCUACAGUCUGCUCUACAGUCUGCUCUACAGUCUGCUCUACAGUCUACUCAACAGUCUACUCAACAGUUUGCUCUACAGUCUACUCUACAGUCUUCUCUACAGUCUACUCUACAGUCUUCUCUACAGUCUGCUCUACAGUGUGCUCUACAGUCUGCUCUACAGUCUACUCAACAGUCUGCUCUACAGUUUGCUCUACAGUCUACUCUACAUCUGCUCUACAGUCUGCUCUACAGUCUUCUCUACAGUCUACUCUACAGUCCAUUCCACAGUCCAUUCCACAGUCUACUCUACAGUCUACUCUACAGUCUGCUCUACAGUCUUCUCUACAGUCUUCUCUACAGUCUACUCUACAGUCUACUCUACAGUCUACUCUACAGUCUACUCAACAGUCUGCUCUACAGUCUACUCUACAGUUUGCUCUACAGUCUACUCCACAGUCUACUCUACAGUCUUAACUACAGUCUACUCUACAGUUUGCUCUACAGUCUACUCUACAGUCUACUCUACAGUCUUCACUACAGUCUGCUCUACAGUCUGCUCUACAGUCUACGCUACAGUCUGCUCUACAGUCUACUCUACAGUCUUCUCUACAGUCUGCUCUACAGUCUACUCUACAGUCUACUCCACAGUCUACUCUACAGUCUUCACUACAGUCUACUCUACAGUUUGCUCUACAGUCUACUCUACAGUCUACUCUACAGUCUUCACUACAGUCUGCUCUACAGUCUGCUCUACAGUCUACGCUACAGUCUGCUCUACAGUCUACUCUACAGUCUUCUCUACAGUCUACUCUACAGUCUCCUCUACAGUCUUCUCUACAGUCCCUGCAUGUUUCUGGCAUCUCACUCUCAAUCAGCCACAAUAA